Messenger RNA from Sardina pilchardus (European sardine), 2872 nucleotides. RefSeq names its product solute carrier family 30 member 1b (gene slc30a1b). Gene Ontology annotation, molecular function: calcium channel inhibitor activity; zinc ion transmembrane transporter activity. Gene Ontology annotation, cellular component: endoplasmic reticulum; Golgi apparatus; membrane. NCBI's taxonomy places the organism in Eukaryota, Metazoa, Chordata, Actinopteri, Clupeiformes, Clupeidae. The coding region runs from base 365 to 1822 and encodes 485 amino acids. The record is from RefSeq and is a predicted model, not a curated record. The transcript has 2 exons. Gene Ontology annotation, biological process: zinc ion transmembrane transport; detoxification of zinc ion; intracellular zinc ion homeostasis.
GGAUCCGAGUGCAAACUGCGAUCAACUUCAAUCCCUGAACUCAAUGAACAAGGACAACAACGUCUAAGUAGAAUUGUUUAAUGCGUCUGUUUAUUUUAUUGUGCCAUAACUCUUGAUAUUGGCGUCUUUCGUGUUAUUUAAAAGAAAAAUAGUUUGAAGAACUGCUGCGUCGUUUGAAUGGCAUAAUGGUCAGUCUCGCGAGUUGCCAAUAGCGACCGGAUAGUUUACUUCUCGCCACAUCGUCUGUUUGCAAAGUUGAAAGCGAAAAUCUAUCCUCACCACCAAUAACAACUUGCCAGGGUAAAUUAGCUUAUUUUGAGAUCAACUUUAGUUGCUGUCACAGGCCUUUUCUCUGGUUUGAAAUAUGGCAUGGGAACCUAAACGCGUGCGGCUACUGUGCAUGCUGUCGCUAACCUUUGGAUUUUUUAUUGUCGAAGUUGUGGUCAGUCGAAUGACAGGAUCUCUUGCCAUGCUUUCGGACUCGUUUCACAUGCUUUCGGAUGUGAUAGCUUUAACUGUGGCCCUGAUAUCUGUACGCUUUGCAGAAAUGACACAGUCCACUACUAAGAAUACUUACGGCUGGGUCAGGGCUGAAGUGAUGGGAGCUUUGGUUAAUGCGGUGUUCCUGACAGCUCUGUGUUUUACUAUCCUGCUGGAGGCUGUGGAGCGCUAUACAGUCCCUCAUGAAAUCGAAAAUCCUCGGGCUGUCAUCUGGGUCGGUGCCGCUGGUCUUCUUGUCAACCUGUUGGGUCUUUUUCUGUUUCACGAACACGCUGGACAUGGACACUCUCACUCUCACUCUCACUCUCACUCUCAUUCCCAUUCCCAUUCUCACCGGUCCAAGACGAACAAAGCAUCAGAAAAAUCCAGUAUCACAAAAUCCAGGCUGGAUGGGUCAUCAGAAGACCUGUCCUGUAAUCUAGUGGUGAACCCCGGCAGCGAGAAGAAAAGUGCUGACAUGCUCUGCAAUGAGGAAGUAGAGGUGCGUCUAAAUGGUGGGGUGCAUCUGGAGGACCUUGAGACCACUCAGGAUUCUGCCUCUCAACUCAACAUGCGUGGUGUCUUCCUUCACGUGCUCGGUGAUGCUCUGGGCUCUGUCAUUGUGGUGGUUAAUGCCCUCAUUUUCACCUAUGUGUGGCAGCCAUGUCCAUCGAAAGGCCCUUGCAACAACCCCUGCUUCAGCCAACACUGCCCGCAUCUGAUGCCCCUUAACGGGACCUCUGACUCAGAGGUGCCCUCUGCUGGACCCUGCUGGGUGCUGUACCUUGACCCCACCCUGUGUGUGGUGAUGGUAUGCAUCCUGCUGUACACCACUUUUCCGCUGCUCCGGGAGUCUGCGCUCAUUCUGCUGCAGACGGUGCCCAAGGAGGUGGACGUGCGGCGCCUGCGCCUGCGUCUGCGCAGCCUGGAUGGCGUGCAGGCCGUGCACGAGCUGCACGUCUGGCAGCUGGCCGGCAGCCGCAUCAUCGCCACGGCCCACAUCAAGUGCCACGAUCCCGACACUUACAUGGACAUCGCCAAGCGCAUCAAGGGCAUGUUCCACGACGAGGGCAUCCACGCCACCACCAUCCAGCCUGAAUUUGGGAGUGCCGCUGCGGCAAAAUCCGGUGAUGCCCUGUGUGAGCUCCCAUGCCGCGUCCAGUGCGCCUCAAAGCAGUGCUGUGGGACUGGAACCAUCAUCGCGUCUGCGGAGUCCCCCAAUUCCAGACGAAAACCAGACUCACAAGUCCAAUACCAAUCCCCCACUGCAACAGCAGUGACCUACACAGAAGGGCAGGGGGCCGAGGUCAAGUUGCAGAGAGACGUAGAGUCUGCUGUGUGAGACCCGUGUUCAGAGCACAGAGAUGGACCUUUGUGUUGGUUUUUAGACUCACAGUACAAAGUACAGAUGCUUCUUUUCUUUCUUAUUUUGUUAUGAUAUCCUCUCCUGGAAUAUCAGCUGCCUAUCAGGUGGAAUUUUCCUCUCCGAGCCUUCAGACUUAUGACUCACAUAAGCUAGAACUCAUGACUGAAACAUGAACGUCAUCAUGUGAGGCCCCCCGACAAGACAAGCCAUGGGCUACAUAAAAAGUUUAAAGCUACCUCUUUUGAGUUCAUAAAGCUACUAUGCACUCAUGUUUCACUAACAGCAAUACUGUAUAUGACAUCUAGCCUUAAUUGCGUGAUUGCAAUCUGAGAAACGUAUUGUUUAGUUCAUAUACAGCUGGAAAUGCCCUUGUUUGCUCAGAUAUCUUUUUUUGUUAUCCUUAACAUUUUUAUAAGAUACUAACAAUAAUAAGGAUCAUAUUUUUUCUUUCAGUUAUAUUUUCAUUUCAAUUUAGCAAAGUGUUAUAUUUUUAUUGAAAUAAUACAGAUAGCUCUGAAAAAUGUCAUCUAACUACAGACCUGAAGGAAGCAUACAGCCUAAUAUUCUGAAUUUUACCUUAUUCAAGCUCUAAAGAAUAUAAAUUGAUUUCCUGAAAAUAAUUGAUUCAUUCUACAACACUGUGGGACAGUGUUUGUAAAGUUAAAUUAUUUAAAGGAAAACUGUGCCACCAUCUAUGCCACAUUUUCUUUUAUGAGGAACUAUUUUGUUAUUACCUAGGCUAUGCAUUGUGUAGUUUCACUGUGUAGGUUGUUCUGUUCAGUAAGACAAGCCUUCACAGCCAAUGCCAAUGAUCAGAUGGCACCAGCUCACCAGAAGACACAAGUUAGCAUGUUAGUGAGCUUUUAUCAGUGGCAACUUGGCUGUAUAAGAUGUUUGCAAAGUUUAAAGUUUUGCCUGCUUUUUAGAUGCUUGUCAGUUAUAGACAAAAACUCUAUAUCAUGAUGCUUUAAGUAAGGUACCCACGGCAAGCAUUGGCGUUUCUCUUGACUAUCAUGAAUAAUCAUU